This is a messenger RNA of Meloidogyne enterolobii, 156 nucleotides long. NCBI's taxonomy places the organism in Eukaryota, Metazoa, Nematoda, Chromadorea, Rhabditida, Meloidogynidae. The record is from the annotation of a GenBank genome assembly.
AUGCCAAAUACUUCGAGUUAUGUCCCUCUUAUGAGCUGGUACUAUAUGGGAAUAAUUGGAACUUGUGUUUUUGGCACUCUCAUUGCUACUUUUGUACUUUUUAUUCAUUCUCGAAAGGUUUGGUAUUUUAAAUAGAAUUUUAUUUUUUGAAGGGGG